Molecule: messenger RNA, 1614 nt
Organism: Alnus glutinosa
Lineage: Eukaryota; Viridiplantae; Streptophyta; Magnoliopsida; Fagales; Betulaceae
Exons: 6
Coding region: 1-1614 (537 amino acids)
Source: RefSeq, a predicted model, not a curated record
AUGUUCAAAAGAUUGAAGUAUGGGAAUAAGACGUGUUACAUGGGUCAUCAUAGGUGGCUUCCUAGGGGUCAUAUAUGGUGCCGAAUAAGAGAAUUGUUUGAUGGAACUGGGGAGCAUAGAUUAGCACCUAAAGAAUUGUCAAAUGAUGAGCUGUUGCGGCAACUCGAUCACGUAACAGGUGUGAAGUUUGGAAAAGGAAGUGGGACAAAGAGAAAGCGCACAAAUGAUGAGUUGAAUUGGACGAAGAAGAGUAUUUUCUUUGAGUUACCUUACUGGUCAACAUUAAAACUAAGGCACAAUUUAGAUGUAAUGCAUAUCGAGAAGAACAUAUGCGACAGUGUAUUAGGGAAAUUGUGCAAAGGCGAAAAUGCCACUUGCAAAUUGUGUGCACGGACAUUGAAAGUAGAUGUAUUGAAGCAAAUGAAGGACAACAUUGUCAUAAUCUUGUGCAAGUUGGAACAAAUAUUUCCACCUGCGUUUUUUGACAUUAUGGUCCAUGUAGCAAUUCAUUUACCUCGAGAGGCUGAGCUUGCGAGACCAGUGCAAUACCGUUGGAUGUAUCCAAUUGAAAGGACAUUUGGUAGAUAUAAGAGGUAUGUGCGGAAUAAAGCGCGACCGGAGGGUUCAAUUGCCGAGUGCUACAUCUCUGAUGAGUGUUUGACGUUUUGCUCAAUGUAUCUUCGUGAUAUUGAGACAAGAUGGAAUCGUGCCGAGAGAAGUGCUGACGUCGGCCAAGAAGAAAAGGAAGAAGAGUUGGAUGUGUUCAGUCAACGAGUCCGACCAUUGGGUGCAGCGAAAUUGGUAACACUUGAUGAGAAUCUUUUUGCAAGGGCUAAAUGGUAUGUGCUUAGCAAUUGUAAGGACACCAAUUCAUACUUGAAUGAACAAUAUCAAUUGAUUGAACGAGAUGACUACCAUGACAUUCAGAAGAAGCAUGAGGCUAAUUUCAAGCGUUGGUUUAGAGAUAAUAUAUCCGUGGUGCGCACAAUGCAGGAAAUGUUCCACACAAAAGAAUAUGCACAAAAUCGUACUACCCAGAAUAGUGGAGUUGUUGUUCGAGGUGAGCACAAAAAUUCAAUCAUUGAGUUCUAUGGUAAGUUGAGGAAUAUUUUUGAGUUACGUUAUCCUGGCACAAAUCGGGUGUUCCUGUUUGAGUGUGAUUGGUGGGACACUGGGAGUAUGAAGGGAAUGAAAAUGGAAAAUGGCUUUACGAUUGUGAAUACUUCCCGUGAUAGUUGGAAAGUGGUGCAGAAGUUGACCAAUAGAAACAUAUACGAUAUUCCAGCAAUAGUGGAGAGAGAUGAUGACCAAGGUAUGAACGCUGAUGUAUACCAGGAGCGUGUAUGUGAUGGGGGCAAUAUUGCCAUUGUUGAAGACUCCACUAUAUUAUGUAGAGAUGAUCCAACAAUACCUAUUGAUGAAUUAUAUGUGCAACUUGAUCCAAACUUGUUUGUUGGCAAUAACCCGCUGAUUGAAGAAUACGACACAAACUUCGACGAGGAGGAGGAGUUAUCUAGCAACAAUGAUACAGACUCUGAACAUGUAGACGACUAUGAUCACGAAGAUUCAUCUUCAAGCGACAGUGAUGCAGAAUAUGAUGAUGACAUGUGUUAA